This is a messenger RNA of Plasmodium reichenowi, 5196 nucleotides long. Its product is annotated as vacuolar protein sorting-associated protein 18, putative. Gene Ontology annotation, molecular function: protein-macromolecule adaptor activity. The transcript has a single exon. The record is from RefSeq and is a predicted model, not a curated record. The coding region runs from base 1 to 5196 and encodes 1731 amino acids. NCBI's taxonomy places the organism in Eukaryota, Apicomplexa, Aconoidasida, Haemosporida, Plasmodiidae. Gene Ontology annotation, cellular component: endosome; HOPS complex. Gene Ontology annotation, biological process: organelle fusion; endosome organization; vacuole organization.
AUGAACAAGUCAGAGAAGGGAUUUUCUUUAAAGUUAUUUAAAAUAAAAAAUGGGAACAUCAACUUAGUAAAAAAUCGAAUAACUCAUAUAAGUAUAAAUAAUAAAUGUAUUCAUUUGGUGUUGUGUAAUAAUACAUUGAUAAAAUAUAAUGUGGAAGAAAAUGAGUUAAGUUAUAUAGAUUUUUAUAACAAGAAAACAAUAAAUAAUAAAGGAGAAAUACGAUCAAUAUAUUUUGAUAAAAAUUGUUAUCAUGGAUUUAUAUGUUUAGCAAAUAAAGAAUAUAUAUAUAUACAUUUUGAAAACAAUAUUAUAAAGAAUAUAAUACAAUUAAAAAAAUAUAAUAUUACAAGUGUUAUAUUUAAUGAUUAUACAGAAAUAAAAAAUACAUUUCCUUUUCUUAUCUCCACAACACAAGGAGAAAUAAUUGAAAUUAAUAUUAAUAAUAAAUCUUCGAAAAAUAUUGAUUAUGAUGUAAUAUUUUCAGAUGAAAAGUUAUCAAUCCUUGACAUUAAUAUGAUAAAUAUAAUAAAAUGUAAGACAUCACGAAAUAGUCAUACACAAAAUGUUCAUGGGUAUCAUAAUAAUGAUGAAAAUAAUCAUGAUGAAAAUAAUAAUGAUGAAAAUAAUGAUGAUGAAAAUAAUGAUGAUGAAAAUAAUAAUAAACAUGUGAAGACUUACCAAGAAAUUAUAAAAAUUAUUUAUUUUACAACAAGCAAUAGCCUACAUGAAAUUAGUUAUACUUUUAAGAAUUAUAAAAAGAACACCCAAGAUAAAAAUGAUAAUACCUUCAAUUAUGUGAAAUUAAAAAGCACCUCCCUUCCAUAUAAUAUGAAGAAACAAACCAAAGUUUAUGAAACACCUCUGGAUUCUUUAUGUUCAAUUAUUAAAAUCGAAAAUGUUAGAAACACAAAUUAUCUUUUCUGGUUAAAUGGAUGUUCUAUAUUUAUUAGUAAAAUUAAUAAUUUCAAAUCACCCAAAUAUUAUACACAUGAUAAUAAAAAAAAAAAAAAAAAAAAUAAUAAUAAUAAUAAUAAUAAUAAUAAUAAUAAUAAUAUUAAUAAUUUCUUUUUUCAUAAUAAUAUUAAUCAACAUGAAAAUGUCUUCUCGUCAUCAUCAAAUUCUUUUAGUGAUUCUGAUCAAGAUGUAGAACAUAUCUUUUCAUCAAGUGAUGAUGAUUAUUUAUAUGAAAUGAAUAAUUCAAAUAUAUUAAAUAAUACACAUAAUAAUGAUCAUACUAUAAAUAUUAUUAAUAAUAAUAAUAAUAAUAAUCCUAUAGACAACACUCAUUUUAAAAAACAAAAAUUACCAAGAAAUAAACUAUAUACUAAUAAUAAUUGCUUACAAAAAAAUAAAGAUAAUGUAAGUAACACGACAUCUAUUCAAUCCAGAAAUAAAUAUAAUGAACUAAAUUCUGAAUUUUAUCUAGACAACAAUUAUAUUAUUAUUAAUUUUUUAGAUUUACACAUUUUUACAACGGAUAAUAUUACUGCUUUCUCAUUUACAAAAUCAUUCUACGAUUCGGUUUAUUCAAAAAAUAGCAACUUAACAUAUAAUUUUAAAGAUCAAGAAAAUGAACAUAAUCAACCAAAUGUAAACAUAAAUAGUAAAAAUGUUAAAAAUAUUACAAAUAUUACAAAUAAUAAUAGUAAUAAUAAUAUAUCUACCAUUGUAGAUAUGUGCAUUAAUCAAUCAUAUAUUUUCCUUUUAUUAGAAGAAAAAUUAAUCAUCAUAAGCAAUGUAAAAUUUAAAAAAGUCUAUGAACAAAAACUCGAUACAGAAACUUACGGUCAAGCACUAAGAAUUAUCAAAGAUCAUUCAGAUAAUCAAGUUUGGUUAUGUACAUCAAAAUAUAUUUUUAAAAUUAUACAAAAUAAAAAAAAUAAUCAUAUCAUGUAUUUUAAUUUAAAAAAAAAAAUUAAUUCUAAACAAAUUGCGCAAUCAAACUCUUAUACGCAAAAAAUUAAAAUGACAAAUUUUAUUUUAAAAAAUAAUAAAUAUGAUAUACAUCAAUAUAAAUAUACAAAUAUACGUAUUGACGAAAAAUUAAUAUCCUUCUUACAUAAACAACAAUAUUUUAAUAUAUCCUCAUUUCUCUAUAAUAAUAUACAUUGUUAUAAUAAUGUAAUCAGAAUAGCUCUUUAUAUUUGGCUCAUUCAAAUUUAUAUUUAUUCAAUUGAUUUAUACGCUUAUUUGUAUAAAUGUACUUCAUAUUAUUUUCCUACUAAAGGAAAAAAUAAUAUUUUUAAGAAAAAUCAUAUCCUACAAGGCACACAUAUAAAGCAAAAACGCAGUGAUCUCUCUUGCGUCACAUCAACGGGAACGUAUGUAAAUCGUGAUUUUUUAAAGAAACAUAAUGAACAUAAGGGGAGAAGACAAAAUUAUUCCCGUUCAGGUGAUUGUGUUUUAGGGUCAGGUGAUUGUGUUUCAGGGUCAGGUGGUUGUGUUUCAGGGUCAGGUGGUUGUGUUUCAGGGUCAGGUGGUUGUGUUUCAGGGUCAGAUGAUUGUGUUUCAGGGUCAGGUGGUUGUGUUUCCGGAUCAGGUGAUUGUGUUUCCGGGUCAGGUAAUUCCUAUUCCAAAUCAUGCGAUAACUACUCAUGGUCAGGUGAUUUCCAUUAUGAGUCAGGUAAUUUUCACUCCGAGUCACAUACUUCAAAUUGUGAAUCAUUUGAUAAAGAUAAGGUCACUAUAUCAGAAAUAAGGGGAGGUGAAUAUAUGACAAAUAAUGGUAACAGAAAUACAAAUAAUAUGGACGAAAUAAAAAAAAAGUUGGAUGUUACAAAAGAUGAUGACGAAAUUCAUAAAAUAUCUAGCGUUUUAUUUACGAAUAUACGUGGUGAUGAUAAAAAGGAAGAAGGAGAAAUAUUAGGCCCUCACAAGGACAAAAUAUGGAAUGAUAAUAAAGGAGGCAAUAUAACAACAGCAGGAGAUAAUUUAAUGAACAAGAAAAAAAAUAAGUCUUAUUUUAAAAAUAAAAAUGAUAAUUUGUUAAAAAAGAAUAAGACGUUGUUCUUGCGCUUUUUUGAUCAAAUUAUAAAUAGAGAAGAAAGGAAAGAGGCUAAAUAUCAUUUCGAUUUUGGUAAGGGGAAAAAAAUAAAUCUUAAAGCGUUAAGUGAUUGUGAUGAUUUUUAUAUAUUAUUAAAAAUAUAUAGAAUGAAAAAUACUGAGAUAUAUAAUUUUUUAAAAAGUCAAAAGAAUUUAAUAAUGAAUGAUAUAGAAACAUAUAAAGAAAUAUAUAUAAAUAAUGAUGUAGAUAUAAAUAAUUAUGGAAAUCAUAAAACGAUGAAUAAUAAUAUUUAUAUAAAGAUGAAAAAGAAAAUAUAUAAAGAUAUAUAUUCAUAUAAAUGUCUAGAAGUAUGUAUAUAUAUAAUCAUAUUAUUAAAACAUUUUAAAAACUUUUUUCAAUUAAAUGAUAUAAUAAUUGAAAUUUUUUAUAAUUUUAAUAAAAUGAAUUUUUUAUUAUUUUAUAAAUUUUUAUGUAAUGAUUAUAAUUAUAUAAUAAAUUAUUAUAUGAAUAAUAAUAAAUAUAAUUUACUCUUUAAUAUAAUCGUUUUAUUACCUCAAAAUAUAUUAUUGGACGUUUUAAUAGAACAUGCUUUUGCUUUAUUUUUACAUAAACCACACAAAUAUGUAGAUAUCUUAAUAUAUUAUGACAACAUAAUUGAAGAUUAUACACAUAUAGUUAUGUGUAUGUUUAUGGUCAUCUACUUUUUUAAAAAUAAAAAUGAUCAUAAAAAUAUUGGGACCGCAAAAAAUAUCUUUAAACGAAAUGGAAAUAUGCAAUAUGAUAUAAACGAACAAGAUAAUACAAAUGAACAAGAUAAUACAAAUGAACAAGAUAAUACAAAUGAACAAGAUAAUAUGAAUGCACAUGAUAAUACAAAUGAACAAGAUAAUAUGAAUGAACAAGAUAAUAUAAAUAAACAAGAUAAUAUGAAUACACAUGAUAAUACAAAUGAACAAGAUAAUACAAAUGAACAAGAUAAUACAAAUGAACAAGAUAAUACAAAUGAACAAGAUAAUACAAAUGAACAAGAUAAUACAAAUGAACAAAAUAUUAUAAAUGAAAAAGACAUUAUAAAUUCACAGGAUAAUUUAACUUCACGAGAAAAUAUAUAUCUAUAUAACAAACCAAUAAAUUUCAAAUACCAAAAUAAACAUACAGAAGAAUGCAUAAGGUUUCUAGAAUAUUUGAACAACAAACUAAUAGAAGAAAAUCUCCUAGAGAAAAAAGAAAAUAAGGAAAACGAGAAUUAUAUCUAUACGUUUCAAUGUACAUGGGAAAAACAUUAUAUAAUAAAUUGCUUACUAAUAUUAUAUAUUGAAGAAGGAAACAACGAGAAAAUUAAAAAUUCUUUAAAGAAAUUAAAAAGCGCUAAUAUACAUUUUGAUUACUUAUUUAUUAUAAGAUUUUUAAAAGAAAAAAGGAAAGAAAUGUUUAUACCUCAUAUUUAUAUUCUAAUGAAAUAUUUUGAAGAAGCUGUUGAUAAAUCACUUGAAUUAAAUGAUUACAAAACAGCGAAAAAAGCUGUGAUUUUAUGUGAUGAUGAAGAAGAAAAAAAAAAAUUAUUUAUUAAAAUAAUCAAACAUAUAUCCAAAAAUAUAAAUGAUAAUAAUUUAAAAGAAAUUAUUAAUUUAGUUAGAGAUUCAAAUUCAAUUCUAAAUCUACAUGAUAUCUUACCUUAUAUUAAUGAAACCAUUAUUAUAGAAUAUUUAAAAAAAGAUAUCUGUAAUUUGUUAGAAAUAUAUAAUUUAAAAAUUAAGGCCAAAAAAGAAGAAAUUAAAGAAAAUCUACAUACUAUAGAUUUAUUAAAUAAAGAUAUAAAAAAUAUUCAAAAAAAAUAUGUUAUAUUAAAUAAAAAUGAUAUAUGCUAUAUAUGUAGAAAAACAAUUUUUUAUAAAAAAUGUUAUGUCUUUUCUUGUAAUCAUUAUUUUCAUAGUGAAUGUGCUCUUAAUAUAUAUAUAAAUAAUAAAUCAAAGGAGGAACUUUUCGACUUUUACACAAUACUUCAACAAUAUAAAAACUCAAUAAUUACCAAAAAUGAUAAAGAAAUAAUGAUUUGUGAAAAUAAAAUUGAUGAUAUAUUAACAGAGGAAUGUUAUAUAUGUGGUUCCUUUUCUCUUGCAUCAAUAUCUCAGCCUUUUAUAUCGCCCAACGAGUAUGAACUCCGAGAUACAUGGAAUAUUUCAAAUGACUGA